AUGACUUUUGAUUCUGAAAAUGAACUUCGUGAGUAUUAUAAUGCUUACGCACAAUCAAAGGAUUUUGGCAUUUGUAAGUUAGGAGCAAGAAAUGGGCAAGAUGGAAAGCAAAAGUGGUUCUCCAUUGCAUGUGCUAAAAAUGGUGUAUUUACUUCAAAAGGGAAAAAUAUUUUACAACUUAGACCUUCCAUCAAGACGAAUUGUAAGGCUAAGAUUAACGUUGCUGUUAGGAAUGAGUAUGAAUUUGAGAUUACUAGUGUCUACCUUGAGCACAACCAUAUAUUGAGCCCGGGAAAGUCUAGACAUAUUAGAUCUCACAAAGUUCUAGAUUCAAUUGCGAAGAGAAGAUUGGAAGUAAACGACGUAGCUAGAAUACCUUUGUCAAAAACAUUUCAAUCUAUUAUGGUUGAAGCUGGAGGAUAUGAGAAUUUGAACUUUGAUGAGAGAAGUUGUAGAAAUUUUAUUUCGAAAGCUAGAAGGUUGAGGUUAGGAAAUGGUGAUGCCGAAGCUCUUUGUCAAUAUUUCAACCGAAUGCAAAGUAGAUGUUUAAAUUUUUAUUAUCUUUAUGAUCUAGACGAGGAAUCCCGGAUAAAGAAUGUAUUUUGGGCUGAUGGUAGAUGUAGGGCUGCUUAUGAGUAUUUUUCGGAUGUCAUAACUUUUGACACAACAUAUUUGACAAACCGCUAUGACAUGCAUUUUGCUCCUUUUUUCGGGGUUAAUCAUCAUGGACAAUCUAUUUUGCUCGGAUGUGGCUUACUAUCUAGUGAGGAUUCUGAGAUCAUGUCUCUACUUAAGAACAAUUGA
Messenger RNA from Impatiens glandulifera, 804 nucleotides. Its product is annotated as protein FAR1-RELATED SEQUENCE 5-like. The coding region runs from base 1 to 804 and encodes 267 amino acids. The record is from RefSeq and is a predicted model, not a curated record. The transcript has 2 exons. NCBI's taxonomy places the organism in Eukaryota, Viridiplantae, Streptophyta, Magnoliopsida, Ericales, Balsaminaceae.